Messenger RNA from Vigna unguiculata (cowpea), 2067 nucleotides. Its product is annotated as DEK domain-containing chromatin-associated protein 1-like. Gene Ontology annotation, biological process: chromatin organization; regulation of double-strand break repair. NCBI's taxonomy places the organism in Eukaryota, Viridiplantae, Streptophyta, Magnoliopsida, Fabales, Fabaceae. Gene Ontology annotation, molecular function: DNA binding; histone binding. Gene Ontology annotation, cellular component: nucleus. The record is from RefSeq and is a predicted model, not a curated record.
AAAAACUAAAGAGCGCGCUUCAUCUUAUUUUGUUUCCCUCCAAAUUCUUUUCACCAUUUCCCUCUCUAUCUGUCUCUUCCCAUCACAAUCACUAUCAUUCUUUCCGAUCUAAUCGUAACUCACCCUUUCUCUAUUCACUGCUCAGGGAUUCGCUCUAUUCGCAAUUCAACUUCUCUCAACAAUGUCUUCUGAAACCCUAGAAAACGAGAAGCCUCAAGGGGAAGAAGAAGUCCAAGCUGAAGAAAAUCACACCGAACAAGAAGAUACUCCGGUGAAGAACGAUGUGAAUGAAAACGGCGACGGAAAAGAAAAGGAUCGGGUAGAAGAAGAGAAAAAUGAAGAGGAAGAAGAAGAGACUGAUGAGCGUGGCGAAGCGAAGUCAAUUAAGUCAACAGAAGAAAGCGGUUACGCUACGCCAACUAGUAAGAGACCAACCAGGGAGAGGAAAACGGUGGAUAGGUACACUGUUUCUUCACCCGAUAAGUUUCACCAGUCUUCCUCUCGCAAAACCUCGUCAAUUGAGAAGGGCAACGGUACGCAGCUCAAGGACAUUCCAAAUGUGGCUUUCAUGUUAUCAAAGAGAAAAACUGAUGACAACCUACAUGCGCUUCACAGAGUACUCUUUGGGCUAAGGGGAAAGGUAAACGCAGUAAAGAGAAAUAUAGGAAUGUUUUCUGGCUAUGUGUGGACUGACAACGAGGAAAAACAAAAGGCAAAGACAAGGGAGAAGAUUGAGAAGUGUCCGAAAGAGAAGUUGGUGGACUUCUGUAAUGUGCUUAAUAUUCCAAUAAACAAGACCACUAUGAAGAAGGAGGAACUGUGUGCGAAGCUGUUUGAAUUUUUGGUUUCUCCGCAUGCUACAACUGAUGUUCUUCUUGCCGACCAAAAAAUGAAAGGGAAAAAGCGAAGCAGAAAGCAAACCCCAAACAAAUCCGAAGCAUCUGCCAAGAAGCAAAAGAAAAGCUCACUAGUUGCGAAAAAGCAAAAACAGUCUUCUGAUAUCGAGGAGAGUGAUGUCUCUGAACCUUCCGAGGCAAAAGUUGAUACUGAGGAAGAUGAUGUGCAAAAAAGUGAAAGUGAUCCGGAUGACGAAAACUUGUCAGAGAAAGAGGAAGAUGAUAAAGAAAAGGCUCACAAUCGGUCUUCGAAGAAGAUUCUGAAUGAAGACCAAGACGAACCUGUAAAGAAGACCACUACAGUAGAGACAGGCAAGAGCAACGAAAGAACUCCCAAAAAAUCUACUUCAAAAAUAGCUCGUAAUGACAAUACUUCGAAAUCCAAGCAGUCUGCUUCCAAGAAACAGAAAACAGUAAGGGAAAACCAGAAUUCAAAAGGGAAGGGUGCAGACAAAAAACCAACCGACAAGUCUUCAAAGGCUUUAGUUAAGGAUGAAGGAAAAGGUAGAAGUAGCGAGAAAGCUAAAUCCGGACCUAGUAAGGAUGAAAUGCAUCGAGUGGUAGUUGAUAUUUUGAAGAAAGUAGAUUUCAAUACGGCAACUUUAUCUGAUAUCCUGAAACGACUUGGUACACACUUUGACGUGGAUUUGAUGCAUAGAAAAGCAGAGGUGAAGGAUAUAAUUACAGAUGUAAUUAAUAACAUGUCGGAUGACGAUCAAGAGGAAGCAUCAAAUGUUGGAGAUGAUGAUGGUGAAGACGAGACAUUGUUGUAGAAUCAUAGUUUAAGAAAUAAUCUGAAAAUAGAGGUAUGUGGUUAAUUCCGCAGCUAAAUUUUAUUACCAUGGUUAUCGUGGCAGCCGUCUCUUUCCGUAAUAGGUUUUGAUGGAUAUUUGUUUUGAGUGGGGACCCUUUUCCAUGAUAGGUAUUCUCAACUUGUUAUUUCCUAGUUUUAACCCCGUUAUGUUUAUUAUUAAUGUUACCUUAAUUUUACUUUCUAUACUGAAUAGGUUUUAUUUACAUUGGUGUAAACAAUAUUGCCUUUUGAAUCAGAACACCAUGCAAUAUUUUAAUAGCCUGAAACCAGAUUACGAGUCUUUCUUGAGACUCUUGUGAAUUGUAUUGCUGAUAAGCAUUUGCGCCUUAUAUUUAUGGAAAAUUCUCUUGAUGAAGA